This is a messenger RNA of Hyposmocoma kahamanoa, 1360 nucleotides long. RefSeq lists its product as uncharacterized. The record is from RefSeq and is a predicted model, not a curated record. Bases 1 to 1188 code for a protein of 395 amino acids. NCBI's taxonomy places the organism in Eukaryota, Metazoa, Arthropoda, Insecta, Lepidoptera, Cosmopterigidae. The transcript is spliced from 4 exons.
AUGUCGAUUAAUUAUAUAAGACUCCACUACGGGCCUAUUAAAACUCUUGACGGUAUUGUACAUAGGCCUCAAAAAAUUAGGGGGUUACAAGAUUAUCUGCAAAAAAACAGUUUUCGCGUUGAUACAAUUCGGGUUCAUAUAUUUGAAUAUUGCAUGAUAGAACUUUGCGGUCGUAACGUUUUCCAGUGUAAGGUUAGUAAUUUUGGGUUCAACACACACUGGUCACGAGACGCAUUGUGCCAAACAGCAAUGAAAGUUAUUCUUGAGGCGCGCAUCAAUUUUAUGAGAGUAUGCGUUUAUCAGUGGCUGCACUCAAUGAUCGAAGAAUCAUUCCUCAAUCACAGCAAGUUUGCACCAAAAGAAUAUUGCAUAGACGACAUUAGUGAUAUAAGCAGCAGAGAUAGUACAAUGACCACUGCGACAGAUUAUAAUGUUCAACUUGAAAUGAAUAAAAAAGACCAAACCAAUUUAUCACCACAGCACUACGUAACGUCGAUACGGAAAAGUAUAACAAUAAAGAACAACUUCAAGGAUAGUCGCGAAAGGCGAGUAACAGAAAUGUCUGUCUUCAAUAACCUUUUAAACCAACGAAUCAGAAGUUUAUCGAAUAAUAUGUAUGAUAAGUAUUCAAGACUGGAACUAAAUUCAAGAGAAUCGACGUUGGCCACACUAGUGGAGCAGUCAAGCCCAAAUCCUACUAGCAGUCACGUCCUACAUUCCAGCUUCUUGGAAACAAUACUUACCACAAAUGAGACUAAUAACGAUGGUGUCAUGAUUAGGGUAUCUAAUGAUUCCACAAAAAAUUAUUCCACCGAAAAUGAGAGCUUAGAAGCAAGCAGGCCAAGUCGGCGCUCCGAAAACGACGGCCAUUUUCUCGCAGUCCACUCUGCACUAAGCUUGUAUGCAAGGAACAGUAUGGAAGGGUCUACCAAUUACAUCAACGAGUGUCCUUCCCAGCUAUUUAUGCAACAGUUCAUUGCACAUACUUUCCAAAAGAAGAUACCAACUGAAGUUACUGAUAAUAAUAACUCUAAAGAUGAUUCAAUGGUAGAGGAAAACACAAUCUUAAAGAUUCCAAAAAGCAUUGGUUUUGGGCUAAACGCAUUUGAUUCUUUGAAGGAGAGUAAUGAAGAAACAGAGACUGGCUCCCUAAAUUCCAGAGACCGUCGUUUGGAGUCUUGCCUAUAAACUAUGUCAUUUACAUACAUAGAGUAUGUAACCAGAAAUAGAGAUGAAAAUAAGGGUCAUCCAUCCCUGGCAACUCAUCAGGCAAAUGGGCAUUAUUUCACUUUUAAAUAAUCAACUCUCGUUUGCACUGAAAAAUUCGAAAGCUGAAAAAGUACAAUGCCAACAACUAACC